Hydra vulgaris (swiftwater hydra) is the source of this 2998-nucleotide messenger RNA. RefSeq names its product NADPH oxidase 4. Gene Ontology annotation, molecular function: superoxide-generating NAD(P)H oxidase activity. Gene Ontology annotation, cellular component: plasma membrane; NADPH oxidase complex. Gene Ontology annotation, biological process: superoxide anion generation; defense response. Lineage: Eukaryota; Metazoa; Cnidaria; Hydrozoa; Anthoathecata; Hydridae. The record is from RefSeq and is a predicted model, not a curated record.
UGUGGCCGUGGCGCAGUGGCUAGAGCGCUUGCUUUAUAAGCAGGAGAUCCAGGUUCGAAACGAGCUCUGGACAUAUUUUCGCGUUACGGUUAGGAAAGAGACGUGAACUACUUGGUCAAAUGCACUUCGCGGUGAUUUAACAUCUUUUCGCUUUUAAACAUUUCGCUAUAACGACCCGCUAUAACAUUAUAGUCCUUUUCGUAAUAAAGAGUGGCAAUUAUGAAUCACGUGGUAUAAUGUUUUUUUCUCGGAGUUUUAAAAUUGUAAACAAAACAUUUUGAGAAAGUUCUUUAUUGUAUCAAUUAUCAAUCAAAUUAUCAAUCAAAUAGUUUGUUUGAAAAUACGUCGUGUUUUAACAUUCCACUUAAAAAUUACAAAGGUUUUUUAGCCAAGCAGCUAUUUAUUUUUAUAGCUGUGCAAGGGUUAAGCACAACUUGACGUAAAAUUGAGCCUGUUGGUAGAACAUUUUCUGCAUUAGAAUUAAAUAUAGAUUUUAUUGAGACAGCAGAGGAGCAGGAGAAAAUAAUUGAAAAGUUAUAUGCAAACAAACUCAAAGCUUUAGAUCUAAAUGAUCUAAACUCUAUACUUUUGGAAAACAAAAAAGACAAUAGCUGAGUGACCUAGUAUAACAAUGGGAAAUAUUUUUUUACAUAUUCUUAAAAAAAUAUAUUAAUCACAGAAUAUAUUAGCUAGUAAAAGGAACAAAGAGCAUUUUCAUUUUUUGAUAGUGGUUUUGUUGGCCCUAUUAUGCACUUAAGUUUUAAAAAAGAUACUUUGUUUGCCGAAGUAUUUGUAUUCCGAAGUUUGUGGUUUGCAAAAAUUCAAGAAAAAAAGUAAACUUUAGAUUGCCUUUAGUAAGAGCAACAUACUUUCUUUGCGCCAAUUUAUAAAAUGGAGUUUCUCUCAAAAAAAUAUCAAACCAUGUUUAAUACCUGACAUAUAUGUUAGAAAAAGAAUAACUAGUAAUGAAGCAAAUAAUGAUAUGAAUAAUAAGUAAAAAUCUCAAGUGACUUGAAUAAACAUUCAUUUACACUUUUUUAAACAACAUUUAUAUACCCAGGCCUUCUGCUGAAAUAUUCAAAUCAAAAGUUAAAACAUUUAAAGAAUAUUUAAAGUAAUCUUGAGGAAUUAUCUUUUAAAAUACUUUCUGACCAUCCUAAUGCAGAUAAGACGACUUUAGGCAUAAUAUUUUUAGCCAAAAUGGUAUUGACAGAUGAAACAAUUAAAAGUACAUAAUAUAACAUGAGAGAUCAAGCCAAAUACAAUACCUGGUUUCAAAUGAAAAAGUAUUUACACAGCAACCCUCGACGUUUGGUGAACCAUUUAAAAGGACUUCAUAUUUUGUGUGCAUUUACAAUGUGUAUCUUAUCAGUUAUUCACACACUUUCACACUUGGUGAACAGCUUGCGGUUUCAUUUAAACUUCACAGAAGCUAUAGAAGCUAUAAAUGUUGCUAGUUCAAAAAAAGAAACAACACUUUGGCUUGUUUUAUCAAAAGUUCCUGGUUGGACAGGGGUUGUCAUGCUUGUUCUUCUAGCUAUCAUUGUUUUGACUUCUUUUCAAGCUGUAAGAAGACAAAAUUAUGAAGUUUUUUGGUACACACACCAUUUGACAAUUGUUUUUUUAAUACUGGCUUGUUUCCAUGGGUUUGGAAAGAUAACAAAGUUCCAAACGAAUUUGGACAAAAAUCCACGUGAGUGUCACAGUUUGGUACGGAAAAUGUGGAAGGAAAACAGUACCAUUUGUUUAGAAGCCCCUUCAUUUGAAUCCAAUGUGCCACAGACUUGGAAAUGGAUUGUUGGUCCUUUAUGUUUGUAUAUCAUUGAUCGAAUCAUUCGGCUUUUUCGUGCUGUAAAAGAUUGCCAAGUUGCAAAUGUUAUACUUCAUGAAGACAAGAUGAUUGAACUGCACAUGCUUAAGAAAGGUUUUAAAUCUAAACCGGGUCAAUACAUACUGUUACAGUGUCCAGAUAUUUCUGAUUUGGAAUGGCAUGCUUUUACAUUAACUAAGUGUCCAACUAAUGAUGGUGGUGAUGAAACAUUUUCUGUAAAUAUGAAGGUAGCUGGGGAUUGGACAAAGAAACUAAAAGCAAAAUUUUUUAAAUGUAUUAAUACAAAAGGCAUCUUUAUGCAAAGAGUUGGUGAUAACUGUAUUAUUAAUAUUGACAAAAGCAUUGUUUAUGAUAAUGAAAAUGAAGAAAACGAUGAAAACGUUUUGCCUAUAAUACGUGUAGAUGGACCUUAUGGAAGUCCAAAUGAGGAUUGCUUCAGGUAUCCAGUUAAUAUUAGUGUAGCUGCUGGAAUUGGAAUAACUCCAUUUGCUGCUGUAUUGAAUAAACUCAGGAGUUUGGAUCCGAAGUUAGUUGAUAAGAACUUCAAAAUGAAGCGUAUGCAUUUGGUUUGGGCAUGUCGGGAUAUUCAAGAGUUUACUUGGUUUUUGCAGCUUAUGUUUGACACAGUUAAACAUUUAAAUUCAAUUAAUAUGGGGGAUUUACUGGUAUGUCACCUUUUUGUAACCCGUGGUGCUAAUUUAACUACAGAAGAUCCCUCGAUGGCUGAUUAUAAAAUACAGUGGCUUCAAAAAAGAUUGAGAUAUGGUCGACCUGAUUUUGAAGAUAUUUUGAAAAAAAUUUCACUAAAUCAUUAUAAGACAAGAGUUGGUGUUUUUUUUUGUGGUCCAGGACCUUUGGGCAAGGUUCUAUAUGAUGCAUGUAAAAGUGUUAAUUUUCGAGGCAAUUCGUUUAUCUUUCACAAAGAGAGUUUUGCUUAAAAAUAAUUUCUUGUAUACUGUUUAAUAUAAAACGUUUUGUAAAAUUGAUACACUUUAAAGUUUAGUAACGGUUGCAGUACGAACCAUGUUUUUAUACUUUUUUUUUUAUUUGUGUAAAUUUUAAUUGUUACAAAGACAUUUAUUUUGGACAAUGUGUAUAGAUUUUAACAGACGUUUUUUGUGAAAACUUUUCAUGUACAUUUCACGCUGUUAAUGACUAAUUUUUGUA